CUUUAAGUUUGACACCCUGAAACACACGAGCGCGGCCAUUCGCGGUGCUUUCGCGUGUCUGCAAUGCGCCGUCUCGGCCAUUAAACCGAUGCACAUCUUGACUUGAUUUCCCUCCCCAAGUUUGGCUCGCUCAAGCUGAGGCUCCAGGAGGGGAGGGAAUAAAAAAGGGGGAAACAUUCUCCCGCAAAGAAAGCAACCUUCCAUCUCCGUAGCGGCUGAGGUGUAACGCGCGGCAACUUCCCCUGUUGUGCAACCAUCAAGAGGCUCUUGGGGGGGCUAUAAGACCCCCAUCCCCAUCUGGUUUCUUCAGCGCCUCAAAUCUGCUCCCUUUGCUCACGCCCAGACACAGACCGAGAGGAGUGACACAGUCCAGCACACUCUGCUGCGCACAGUUCUCUUAGAAGGGUCGGGGCGACGUUUGUCAAGAUAUGGAGCUCGGCCAAAAGGAGCAGUGAAAAACGCUCGGCUUUUACCGCUGGAUACCCGGUCACUUCAGCCGACCUUGGAAAUCGGAAAGAAGUUGAAGUCAAAGUCUUUUGACACGGGGGAACAUCCAGUUCCAUGAUGGCGAUCCCGAGUGGCCUCUUCGCUUCCAACUCCACAUCCGCCCCCUCUUCAGCGUCAGAGGUCUAUGGGAACGUCUCCUCGGUUCCUACGGCUCCCCUCUGCCCAGACUGGCUCCCUGUGCCCAUGACGACAGUCAUCCCCGCCAUCUACAGCGUCAUCUGUGUGCUGGGUACGCUGGGCAACGCCUUGGCGGUAUACGUGUUGGCGUGUGGCAAUCCCUUGACGAGAACGGUGGCCAACACCUUCAUGCUGAACCUGUGCGUCUCCGACCUGCUGUUCCUGCUGUCUCUUCCCUUCUGGGCCAGCUACUACUCCCGGGGCUACAGCUGGCACUUUGGCCAAGUGGCUUGCAAAAUCUGCGGCGCUCUCCUUCACCUCAACCUCUACGCAUCCAUCUUCUUCAUCACGUGCAUGAGCGUCGACCGCUACCUAGCCAUCGUGCAUCCCUUCCUCUCGCAGAGGUCGCGGGAUUGCGAGCGUGCCCGGAUCGUGUGCGUCCUCGUGUGGGUCCUGGCGUUCGCUUGCUCAGCCCCUAACUUGGCGUUAAGGGACCUUCACCAUCUUAAAGAGCUCAACGUCACGGCUUGCGUGAUUUCAUACCCGGACCAUAACUGGUUGCUGACCCUGAACUGGAUGAAGGUCAUUCUGGGGUUCCUGCUGCCACUGCUUGGCAUCUCUUGUUGCUAUGGUGCCAUUGGGAGACAUUUGUUGGCGUACAGAGGGCCGGCGCGACUGCAGAACUCACCACUUCGUCAAGAGGGCUGUUUUAGAUCAGAGCAAACACAAACUCCUUCGGUUUGCCAAAACUCCUGCACGGCCAGACCCACCAUGGCCCAGGGGGUGGAGAGGAUUUUGUGGACAGUAGGUGCUGUGGUCAUGGCCUUCUUUCUCUGCUGGUUCCCCUUUCAUUGUGUGACCUUUUUAAACAUUUUGCAUGAAGUCGGAUGGCUGGACAGCUGCUGGGUAACCUGGACCAUCAGAAACCUGACCCCACUCACCCUUUGCCUCGGCUUCUCUAACUCCGCCAUCAAUCCCGUGCUCUACUGCUUCGUCGGUAACCAUUUCCGGGGCCGUCUCGGGGAUCUCUGCAAAGGCCUGUGUGCUUGUUUGAAAGCCCAUGGGGAGCAACACAGUGGGAAAAGAGACUCUUUCAGCACCAGGCUGAGCUCCUUCUCUAGGAAACUGAGUGACCUUAAAGACCUGGCGAUCGUGGAUACCUCAGUUUCCCCGUAACAGACCUGCUCCACCCAGCACUGGGAUGCAUUCUUCCCUCCUCUGGCUUCGCAUUCCAACGUAUUAAUCUGAAAUUAAACUCCGGGGCUUACUGAAGCCAAAAGACUUUGAGGAGCUCUGUUUUUUGUAAUACAUGAUAUCUGAGAUGAGAUGUUUCUGAGAGGAGAGGUAAAAUAACAUGACAUACAUAUUUUAACAGAGCUAAGCGGCUAUAGGUGGUUCCAGGUUUCAGGGGCUACAGUGUGGUACAAAAUCAGCAGACAUGACAAACCACAAAACUGAGCCCGGAAACAACCCAGAAAUGUAAGAACCGCAAACUGCUGUGUUGUACGCUUCCUGGAAUUUUCACAUUUGUUUCAUGAUGAUGUUUCAUACGCUAAAGCAAACAGCAAAAAUACUGAAUGCAGUUUAAUGUGAGUUAAUUGUUGUGUGUGUGUGUGUGUGUGUGUGUGUGUGUGUGUGUGUGUGUGUGUGUGUGUGUGUGUGUGUGUGUGUGUCAGUGUGUGUGUGUGAAUAUGGUCAAACCAAAAUUAGAUUAGUUGCCAGAUUUGACCAGCAAACCGAUUAACCUGGCAUCCCAAUAUGUCUUGCAAUGUUAUUGUGUAUUCACCACAAAUCAUAUUGUUGUAUCACUUCCUAUAGACAAGUUUGUUCAAGAAAUAAAGGGAACAAGUAUUCAUCAAAUCAA
Molecule: messenger RNA, 2488 nt
Organism: Fundulus heteroclitus (mummichog)
Lineage: Eukaryota; Metazoa; Chordata; Actinopteri; Cyprinodontiformes; Fundulidae
Product: type-2 angiotensin II receptor
Exons: 2
Coding region: 562-1800 (412 amino acids)
Biological process (GO): immune response; G protein-coupled receptor signaling pathway
Cellular component (GO): membrane
Molecular function (GO): G protein-coupled receptor activity
Source: RefSeq, a predicted model, not a curated record